GUCUCUCUUUCUUUAUCCCCAUCAGCUUCUUCAUAUUUCUUUCAUAUUCUACCAUUUCUUUUAUCAUCAACUUAAUAACCCAAUAAAAGAAAAUUCACAUUUGAUAAGUUUAGCUUAGUGGGUAUCUGUCAAAUUUAAUUCUUGUGUUUGGUUUCCCAGAAAAUCAAGCAUUGCAAGGAUGAAUGAGGAAAAUAUCCAAAGCAGCCAUUUGCAUGCAGAAUUUCGCUGGACUUACUAAGUAUUUUUUCUUGGUUUGCUUCUUCUGUUCUGGACAGGAGAAAAACAUUUUUCUAUGUUGUUAAUAUUUGGUUUACACUUUACAGGUAUAAUCUUUGUUUCAAAUAGGAACUAAUGGAGCAUAGUGGAGGUAGUUAUUUUAUGAGGAAUAGGAGACUGGAUAGUUUUAUCAACACAGACACCAUCCAAACUGUGAAAAAAACACCAAAAAAGUUUGCGAGGGAAGAAUUUGAACAAAUUAGGCCCAAGAGUACUGAUGUUUAUGUUGAUGAUGAUGGUUGGAUUUUUGCGGUGAUAUCUUGUGUGCGGAUUGUUAUAUGUUUCAUGUCAAUGAUGGUUACUACAUUUAUUUGGGGUUUACUCAUGCUUUUACUGCUGCCGUGGCCUUAUGAGAGGAUUCGACAGGGGAAUAUAUAUGGACAUGUUACUGGUAGAAUGUUGAUGUGGAUCUUGGGGAAUAGUGUAAGGAUGGAAGGUGUUGAAUACUCAAAUGAGAAGGCAAUUUAUAUAAGUAAUCAUGCUUCUCCCAUUGACAUUUUCCUUAUCAUGUGGCUAACUCCCACCGGCACCGUUGGCGUUGCAAAGAAAGAGAUUAUAUGGUACCCAUUAUUUGGACAGCUCUAUGUUUUGGCCAAUCAUCUUCGAAUUGAUCGCUCCAGUCCAGUUGCUGCAGUUCAAUCCAUGAAAAAAGUAGCUUGUGCAGUUAUCAAAAACAAUCUAUCUUUGAUUAUUUUUCCGGAGGGAACCAGGUCCAAAAAUGGACGAUUACUCCCCUUUAAAAAGGGUUUUGUUCAUUUAGCAUUGCAAACACGGCUACCAAUUGUUCCGAUCAUCCUCACAGGUACUCACCGAGCAUGGAGGAAGGGCGGUUUGCAUGUCCGGCCAACGCCGAUAAAUGUCAAGUUUCUUCGACCCUUGAAAACUGAAGAUUGGACAGCUGAUAAAAUUGACGACUACAUCAAAUUGUUGCAUGAUAAGUACGUUGAUAACCUUCCAGAGUCUCAAGGGCCUCUUUGUUAAUCCUAUAGUUGAAGUUGUUUUUUCUGUAACUUUAACAAUUUACUAAGGCUAAAUGCUUUAAUAAGUAUGAUAGGAAGACAAAUUAUGUAAUUUUAGAUUAGUUUAGCUAGUGAUGUUUGUAGGUUAAAUCAUCCAUCAAUUUGUCAAAAAUAGCGAAUAUACCCCAUUUUAACUUGAAAAAGGUGAAGUAUGUAGCUCAAACUUCACUUAAAUACUGAUUUGCUCCUCAAACUUUCUCAGUUACAA
This is a messenger RNA of Mercurialis annua (annual mercury), 1503 nucleotides long. RefSeq names its product 1-acyl-sn-glycerol-3-phosphate acyltransferase-like. The coding region runs from base 352 to 1257 and encodes 301 amino acids. Gene Ontology annotation, molecular function: 1-acylglycerol-3-phosphate O-acyltransferase activity. The transcript is spliced from 6 exons. Gene Ontology annotation, biological process: phosphatidic acid biosynthetic process. Gene Ontology annotation, cellular component: membrane; endoplasmic reticulum. The record is from RefSeq and is a predicted model, not a curated record. NCBI's taxonomy places the organism in Eukaryota, Viridiplantae, Streptophyta, Magnoliopsida, Malpighiales, Euphorbiaceae.